AUGUCAGCGUUGGAUUCCGGGUCCGGAUCCAGCGGUGCACUUCCACCUGCUGAGCCCAUACAGGGCCAUGAGACAGGCCCGCCUACACUGGAAACACUGAUUUCACAUCUGGUCGCAGCAAAAAGGUCCUUGUCAUCGAUUAACCAUGUCUGGCGGGCAAAUGAGAUUGUUACAACAGCUCGCUCCACGCUGGAGGAAAGCGUCGUGGUUUCCGCGCGCACAGGCUUUUUACGCAGCGGUCUGAACAAUCAGCUGCGACUGCUCUACAAUGUGCGAGCCGAGGUAGAGGAAAUAUCCCUGAGGGGGCGCUCGGAAUUCGCUGGGGCUCUGAAAAGUCUCGAUGCAGCUGACGUGCGCCUGAAAAAGACGCUUGGGCUGCUUCGAGAAACAAUCGUGCAUGCGUCCUUUCGUCCUGAGGGGGAAGAGCCUAAGAGCCUACAUGAUUUCGUGGACGAGCGUGGUGUUGAGGAGCUCCACGGCACACUGAAAAGCUCGAUCGAUCGUACCAAUGCCGCGCAGGUGGAAUUAGACUCUUCCAAUCAUGCUUUCGAUGACGAGCUACAGUCAAUCAAAAAAGCGUUAGGGAAUUAUCGGGCCACGACAAAGCUGGCAUCCUCCCGCUCCUCCGUUUCCUCAUCAGGCUCGCAGUCGGGAUCUAGCUCCAGUUUCCCGUCUCUUUCGUCAAUGCCGUCGAUGGUGCACUCGCUCGAGACGCACGCGCAAGAGAUGGCGAAUCUGCUAGAAUCAUUAGUCCAACAUUUCGACCUCUGCGUCACGGCCGUUAAACACACGGAAGGCGGAGGAGCUGCUGCUCAAUCAAUAACAGGAGACAUCCCUGCCGGGGUAAUCAGCAGCCGCGGCGAUCCAGAUCAUGAAACGGAGAACAUAACCGCAAACGUGAACGCCCCACUCGACCCCCUUAGUGAUACGGAAUAUCGAGAAAUGGUAAAAGUAAUCAUCGAUGACGCCGCUGAGGCGGAAGAUGUCGUGAUGGAGAUCCAAGACCGGAUCGGAGAGAUGGAAUCCGCCAUGGAGCACCUCCUCGCCCAACGAGAUACGUUUCUCGCCGUCUACCAAGCUACUAAAGAAGUUUACAACCACCUAUCAUCCCUUGCAUCUGCUCGCUUACCCGGAUAUAUUGCGCAGGCUCACAGUUUCACCGGCGUAUGGAAUGACGAACACGACCGCAUCAAAGGCGGUCUAGCAGACCUCUCUGACCUCAGCUCCUUGUACGACGGCUUCCUUGAUGCCUAUGAUGGUCUCAUCAUUGAAGUCGCACGCCGUCGACACGUGCGCCACCGGGUCGAAAAGAUCCUCCGCGAUACACGUCACAAACUAGACGUUUUAUACGGGGAAGACGUCAACGCCCGUGAGACAUUCCGAGUCGAACAGGGCGACUUCCUCCCGUCUGAUAUUUGGCCAGGAUUAAGCCGUGAGCCAAUGCGCGUCGAGUUUCACCGCAUUUCUGGUGGCCCGCUGAAAGGCGUGCUUGAGGAGAAUCCUGACCAGGGCCUUGACCAGGGCCCAGAAUCACAAGUAGAGGUCAGAGAGGAUGAGCCCGGGAAACCGGAAAACAACCCGCAAAGCUCGAGCUCUGGUGAAGUGCUUCCUGAUUUGCCCAAGACCCUUGUUGAGCAGGCGCUGGCUCGCCUAAACAGCAAGAGCAGAAAUAUGCUCGAGCGCCAAGAAGUUUAA
Aspergillus puulaauensis is the source of this 1695-nucleotide messenger RNA. RefSeq names its product autophagy-related protein 17 (gene ATG17). Gene Ontology annotation, cellular component: phagophore assembly site; Atg1/ULK1 kinase complex. The transcript has a single exon. The coding region runs from base 1 to 1695 and encodes 564 amino acids. Gene Ontology annotation, molecular function: molecular adaptor activity; protein kinase activator activity. The record is from RefSeq and is a predicted model, not a curated record. Gene Ontology annotation, biological process: autophagy of mitochondrion; autophagy of peroxisome; activation of protein kinase activity. NCBI's taxonomy places the organism in Eukaryota, Fungi, Ascomycota, Eurotiomycetes, Eurotiales, Aspergillaceae.